Molecule: messenger RNA, 243 nt
Organism: Racocetra fulgida
Lineage: Eukaryota; Fungi; Glomeromycota; Glomeromycetes; Diversisporales; Gigasporaceae
Source: the annotation of a GenBank genome assembly
UUGCUGUUGAUUAUCGACAGGAAUGGAUCGAUAACUAUGAAAAGUCAUCCCAAUGGUUAACAAAACAAUAUAAUGGAGAUAUUGCUCUCGAGAACGAAAUCAUGGAAUGUGUCAAAGAGUUCGUUGUUUCAAGAUGUGAAGUCGACAAUGAAGCUAUUGAAGCCGAUAAUAGCUUUAUCUCAGCUAUAAAGACCAAAGAUGCUGCAAUAAAAGAAGAGAACGAAAGAGAGAGGCAAAGAAAAA